Molecule: messenger RNA, 2253 nt
Organism: Eutrema salsugineum
Lineage: Eukaryota; Viridiplantae; Streptophyta; Magnoliopsida; Brassicales; Brassicaceae
Exons: 6
Coding region: 1-2253 (750 amino acids)
Source: RefSeq, a predicted model, not a curated record
AUGACGGCGCCGGAAGCGGAGGUUGACAGUCAGAAGGAGUCGGAUCAGGUGCAGGAGGAAUCGUCAAAGUCGUCUUGGGAUAACGUGGUCAAGAAGAUCCCGAGUUUGUCAAAGGUGAUUGUGCCGGAUGAUGUGAUCGGAGAUGAUCCGUUAUGGGAAAAUCUGCUUGGGGGAAGGUUCUUAGCAACAGCUCCGCAUAUUGCUAAAGAUCAUGUCAUGGUAAACAAAAUUUGGCCUUUAGGAGACAAAACAAUCAAAGUCGACGUGUUUGAGGUAAAUUCAAACACGAUGAGAUUCAGAAUUCGGGAUGCAAGAGUUCGAAACAGAGUUUUUAGGAGAGGAACUUGGAAUAUUGCUGAUAUACCGAUGGUUAUAUCGAAGUGUUCACCCAUCAAGGAGCCUCCACCAGAAAUCAGUACAAUUCCCAUCUGGGUAAUUUUAAAGAACGUUCCAUACUUGAUGUUUUCAUGGAAAGGGCUGGGAUUUCUUUCUAUUGCAGUCAGAGUUCCCAAGCGCUUACACCCUAACACAGAGCUCUGCAAAAAAUAUGAAGAGGCAAAGGUUUUCGUGGAGGCUGAUCUGUCAAAACCUUUACCAACAAGUCACUGUUUCGAGAUUCAGAGUGAAGAUGUCGAGAAUGAAUACAUGUAUCCUUGGAUACCAUCUCGGUGUUCAAAAUGUAGCAAGUGGGGCCACCUGGAGGAUGUUUGCUUGCCAAAAUCAGGGAAUGUUAGGAUUCUAAAGCGAGGAACAAGAGAGAACUUGGUAUCCACAGAGGUGGCUGAGGUAGAAAAGGUUCCAGAAUCUCAGCUGACUCCGGCCAAAUCAGGGCAGAAAUCGAGAAAUGUUGAAGAUGAGGGGAAUGAGGAGUUAGAGAGCAAUAAGGGUAAAGAGCAUGAGGAAGAUAUGUUGGUAGCUGCAGCUCUCCGUAAUCCAGCAGAAACAAUUCCCCAAACGAAUGUGUCUGCUGAGAUGGAGGAGGGAGAGCUUCAAGCUGAGGACCAAACAGAUAAAAUGCGAGAAAAAAGGAUGAGAUUGGCAAUCGAUGAUCGACGAGAGUUAUGGGGGGCCUUAAGAGCUCACCAGGAUUCUCCGAUGAUCAGAAACAAGCCAUGGAUUCUGCUUGGAGAUUAUAAUGAAAUUUUUGAUGGAGAGGAACACUCAGAGUUUGCUAAUUCGCCAACUAUCUCUGCUGGAAUGAGAGAUUUUCAGGAGAUGGUGACAAACUUCUGGAGUAACACACCUACCCUGUUCAACUCAACGUCAGCGUUGUUUCAGUUCUCCAAGAAAUUAAAGAACCUGAAACCAAUUCUAAAAGAGAUGCGGAAGAGCAGUGUGGGGGAUCUUACUAAGAAAACGAAGGAGGCGUAUUCAGCUCUUUGUGAGAAGCAACAGACAGUAGCAAAGUUAGAGGAGAACUUUCUAAAACAAAGAUCCAAAUUACAUUGGCUUAACACUGGGGAUGGGAACAACAAAGUCUUUCACCUAGCGGCACAAACCAGAGAGAUUCGAAAUUCAAUAAGGGAUAUUCAUUUUCCUAAUGGAGUGAUCGCUAAGAGUAGCACAGAUAUUAAAGCAGAGGCUGAAAGUUUCUUUCGACAGUUCCUCCAAGCAGUCCUGACUGAGUUUGAGGGUGCAUCCGAAGAUAGACUUGCUGAGCUGUUGCAGUUUCAGGUUUCGGAUACAGACUGUUCGCUUCUCACUCGGGCAGUGACAGAUGAUGAAGUCAGGGAUGUAUUAUUUAAGAUGCCAGCAAAUAAAUCACCAGGUCCCGAUGGAUUUACAUCCGAGCUCUUUAAAGCUGCUUGGCCGGUGGUGGGUAAGGAUUUCACUGUUGCAGUUCAGUCAUUUUUCACUAAAAGUUUUCUUCCAAAGGGCAUCAACACCAUGAUAUUGGCUCCUAUACCAAAGAAGGAGGAUGCUAAAGAAAUGAAAUAUUAUCAUCCAUGUAUUCUCCUGAAGUUCAUCGCUCCGAAUCAAUCUGCUUUUAUCAAAGAUCGGCUGCUAGUUGAAAAUCUUUUGCUUGCCACUGAGUUGGUGAAGGAUUAUCACAAAGCAGACAUUUUUCCGAGGAGUGCGGUAAAGAUCGAUAUAUCAAAGGCAUUUGAUACACUACAGUGGCCGUUUCUGCUGAAUACACUGGCUGCUCUAAAUUUCCCGGCAAUAUUCAUUCACUGGAUCAAGUUGUGUGUGACGAGGGCGUCUUUCUCGGUACAGGUGAACGGGGAACUCGCAUGGUUCUUAAAAAGUUAG